This is a messenger RNA of Schistosoma guineensis, 669 nucleotides long. The record is from the annotation of a GenBank genome assembly. Lineage: Eukaryota; Metazoa; Platyhelminthes; Trematoda; Strigeidida; Schistosomatidae.
CGAAGUUUAAGAAUUAUAUCUAAUGACGACCGCCACAGAUGGAAUAAUUCGAGGAAAUCUUGAAUAGACCUCCAUUAAAUACACCGGACAUCGAAGCAACACCUACACACCUUCCUAUAGAUAUCACUCUACCAACGGCCGAAGAAAUCACGAUGACUAUCAGACAAAUCAAGGGCGGGAAAGCAACAGGAUCUGACAAUAUACCAGCCGAAGCACUGAAGUCAGAUAUCGAAGUAGCUGCAAGUAUGCUUCACCUUCUAUUCAGGAAAAUUUGGGAGGAAGAACAAGUGCCGAUGGACUGGAAAGAAGGACACCUCAUCAAGAGACCAAAGAAAGAUCUGAGCAAAUGUGAGAACUACAGAGGCACUAACUACUGUCAGUACCAGGAAAAGUUUACAACAGUGUUGCUGAACCGGAUGACAGACUCAGUAGACGCCCAACUUCGAGGUCGGCAAGCUGGAUUUCGUAAGGAUCGGUCGUCGACAGACCAAAUCGCGACACUACAAAUCAUCGUCGGACAAUCAGUUCAGUGUAAUUCGUCAUUAUACAUCAACUUCAUUGACUAUGAAAAGUCAUUUGACACUAUGAUGUGCCUGAGAAGAACGUUAAUAUGAUACAGAAUUCAUGCGACAGACUACAGUGCAAAGUUGUGCAUAGAGGACAACUGGC